This is a messenger RNA of Aspergillus calidoustus, 1230 nucleotides long. Lineage: Eukaryota; Fungi; Ascomycota; Eurotiomycetes; Eurotiales; Aspergillaceae. The record is from the annotation of a GenBank genome assembly.
AUGAUGGACCUCAACAGAACAGCGCUGCAAGAGUUCAUCACUCAACCCGUCUCGCGGGAGAUGGUUGCUCAUCUGGCCCAUCAGGCUGCACGGGUCAUCCGCUGUGAGCCCCAUGUGACAACGACCACACAUCAUACUCACGGACAACAUACACCACCGAGUACUCCCCCGAUGGAUGCUGGCGAUAUGCUGCCGUCAGUUGAGACUUUCAUCGCAUCCCUUGUUACUCGCUCGCAGGUUCAGGUGCCGACCCUGAUGACAACCCUGGUCUACCUUGCCCGCCUGCGUGCCCGUCUUCCUCCAGUCGCCAAGGGUAUGCGCUGCACCGUCCACCGCAUCUUCCUUGCUUCCCUUAUUUUGGCCGCCAAGAACCUGAACGACUCAAGCCCCAAGAACAAGCACUGGGCUCGUUACACAGCUGUCAAAGGCUACGAGGGCUUCUGCUUCUCUCUUCCAGAGGUCAACUUGAUGGAGCGCCAGCUACUGUUCCUCCUGGACUGGGAUACUCGCGUCAACGAGGCCGACCUCUUCCUCCAUCUGGAGCCCUUCCUGGCUCCAAUUCGCCACCGUCUCCAGCUUCAACAAAGGGAAGCUGAGAUGCGCCAGCCCCGUGAAUGGCGCAAAUUCCAGGCAUCUGCAGAGCUCCUCGCCUGCCGGCUCCGCCGCCAGAAACUGGAAGCUCGCCUGGAGGCUCGUCGCCGACUUCCUCCGAGCCCCAAGUCCUCCGCAUCGCUGUCUUCCAUGUCGUCCUCCUCGAGCCUUCAGAGCGACUCUUCUGCUUCCAUGGCUGAUUCUGAACGGUACCAGCCCUACCGUCCUCGACGGCGCCCAUCGUCCCGCAGUGGCAUGUCGGUAUCUCCGCCCUCAGUCCAGGAUGUCCCUGGAUUGUCGCGGACAGAGACUGUCCCAUCGCUCUGCUCCCGCUCGUCGAGCGUUGCCCCAAGCACUAGGAGCAACACUCCUGCCAGCCUGCGCCCUUCAAGCUCAUACAACAGCAUGGAGGACGUUCAAGUGGUUGAUUCAUCGCGCAGCCCAGGGCUUAGCAGUGGAUACGUUCAUCUCCCCUCAAUGAUGAUCGCAGCCGACGUGGCCAAAGGAGAUGGGUUGCAGCAGUCCACCAAAAAGAUGCGAAUGAGCGGCCAUUCUACUGGAAGUAGCGGUUUUGUGGCGCGCUUCUUGGCGUCAGCUACUGGCACCUACAUGGGCAACCGGAUGCGGCCUCGCGCUUAG